Molecule: messenger RNA, 1271 nt
Organism: Melanaphis sacchari
Lineage: Eukaryota; Metazoa; Arthropoda; Insecta; Hemiptera; Aphididae
Product: asparagine-rich protein
Exons: 5
Coding region: 59-1201 (380 amino acids)
Biological process (GO): intraciliary transport
Cellular component (GO): axoneme
Source: RefSeq, a predicted model, not a curated record
AAUUUAAUAUUUUUUCUUUUGUCAAUGAUUAGGAUAAUUAGUGUAAAACAGUUAAAAUAUGUUACGCAUUAAUAAACUACAGAAUAAAUUGACUGAGGCCCAGGAAAAAAUAGACGGUUUAGUAAGUGAAAAUCGAAUUUUAAAAAUGAUGGAGAGACGGCAAGAGAACGCACUAUCUAAAUACGAGGGCACACAUGCUCAAUUGCCGCAGGUGAUUAAAUCGUACAGUGAAGAUAUUCGUUCGCUUCAGACUCGAUUGAAGUAUACGAAAAACUCAUACAGAGAAUUGGAGAACAGAAAUCACUUGUUAAGUACUGAGUUAUUAAACGUUCAAAAACAACAUAAACACUUGUUAGAUUUGACCAAGAACAAACAACUUGGUGAAAGGGAGAAAUUGUCGAAUCAGCUCGAAGAAGCAGAGAACAUAAUUAAACAGCAGGAGACCAAGCAUCAGAAUUUAAUAAACAAACUUGAACUUCUAAAUAAGAACCACAGAAAUCAAAUAAAUAUAGAGGUAAGCAAAAGUAAAGCUCUUCAGAUAGAAUUAAACCGUUUAAAGGAUAUAAACGAUCAACUAAUAUCAAAAAUUGAAAAAUUAAAAUACCAAAGUUAUGGCGGCAGACGGAGUUACAUAUUUGGAGUAAACCAACGUAGCAUUGCAUCCCAACUCAGGUCUAAGGUAAUGUCUAAGAACUCAUUAUUAGCUGACGUUGUUGAUCGAAAGCCAUCAUUGGGAAUCCACGGAAAAACGGCAAAACCUGAAUUGGUUCACGACGAGUCCGAGAUUAGCGAUCAUACCAAAGACCUUCAAAAAAAUCUAAUGAGGCAAAUACACGAAGACGUGAUCAAUAAGCCGAACAUGUUGGUAAAUGAUAAAAUGGAAUCGUCUAACUCAAUUGGUGUUUCGUCACAUUUGAAUUCUGGAAUAGCUAAACUGAUGAAGAAAAAAGAUUUAUCUGUCGAAUGCGACGAAAGUAUUGUUGAGCAGCUGGUUGAACCUAAUGUGGCUGACAAUCCUUUUUCUUUGUCCAACGUUUGCGGAAUAAAUUCGACCGUGGAAAAUCAAUCGGUAACAAACCUGCAAAUUGACGAUGAAGAAUUAAUUAAUUCUAAUGAUAAUUACUCGCAAAAAGACAACAAUUCAAGUUCAGAUGAUGAUGACAUGAGCAGUACAUCAUUUGUUAGUGAUACUGAUGAAUAGAUAUAACUACGUUUAAUUUUAGUUUUAUAGGUUUUGAGCAAAAAGAAGAAUGUAUUAUUGUAAUGGUUUU